AUGGGCGCCGCGGGUCCGCUCUGGGUUUUCUUGGCUCUCGCCGUGCCAGGGGUCCUCGGUCAGUGUAAGUUCCUGCCAAGGUAUCCUUUUGCUAAGCCUAAAAUUCAGAGUGAUCAGUCUGAGUUUGCUGUUGGGACAACUUGGGAAUAUGAAUGCCUUCCUGGGUAUGUCAAGAGGUCAUUCUUUAUCAUCUGCCUAGAGACCUCCAAGUGGUCAGAUGCUCAGCCAAUCUGUAAACGUAAAUCAUGUGUAACUCCUAGAGAACUCCUCCAUGGCUUUGUCCUUGCACCCAGGGGUAUCGUGUUUGGGUCAACAAUUACAUAUUCUUGUGAUAAAGGAUAUCGACUCAUUGGUGACUCCUCUGCCACAUGUAUUAUCUCAGACAAUAUUGUAACCUGGGAUAAGGACAUGCCUUUUUGUGAAUCUAUUCCUUGUGAGUCACCCCCAGCCAUCUCCAAUGGAGACUUUUACAGCAGCAGUAGCGAGGACUUUUACUAUGGAAUGGUGGUUACUUAUAAGUGCCAUGUUGGACCGAAUGGGAAAAAGCUGUUUGACCUCGUGGGUGAGAAGUCAAUAUAUUGCACCAGCAAAGACAAUCGAGUUGGCAUCUGGAGCAGCCCUCCCCCUCGGUGUAUUCAUGUAGUCAAAUGCCCAAUUCCAGAAGUUGAAAAUGGAAUUAUGGAAUCUGGAUUUAGACGCUCAUUUUCCUUAAAUGAUUCUGUGAUGUUUAAGUGUAAGCCUGGCUUUACCAUGAAAGGCAGCAACACAGUAUGGUGCCAACUAAACAGCAAAUGGAACCCUCCACUGCCAAGGUGCUUCAAGGGGUGUCUACCACCUCCACAUGUCUACCAUGGUAAUUAUAACAAAUUGGAUGAGGAAUUCUUUGCAGUUGGACAGGAAGUGUCCUACAGCUGUGAGCCUGGCUAUACUCUCAUUGGAACUCACCCUAUGCAGUGUACAUCCUUGGGAACCUGGAGCCAUCCAGCCCCCAAAUGUGAAGCAAAAUCAUGUGAUGCCAUUCCAAACCAACUUCUCAACGGUCAUGUGGUAGCUCCUCCUAAUCUCCAGCUUGGGGCAGAGGUUGCAUUUGUUUGUGAUAAGGGGUACCGGUUAAAUGGCCAAUCUUCUAGUCAGUGUGUCUCAGAAGGAAUGAGAGUACUCUGGAAUAAUAAGUUUCCUGUCUGUGAACGGAUUUUUUGUGACCCUCCUCCUCCUAUCAAAAAUGGGCGGAAUAGUUAUCAUUCUGGUUCCAUAGCUGUUAACGCUGUGGUGAGGUACAGCUGUUUGGGUGCCUUCCGCCUCAUUGGAGAAAGUAUUCUUUUUUGUAUAACUAAAGACAAAGUGAAUGGAAUCUGGGAUAAAGCUGCUCCUAUAUGUGAAUAUUACAAUAAAAAUUCUAUUUGCUCUGAGCCCAUAGUACCAGGUGGAUACAGAAAUAAAAUGUCUAGACCACCAUACAGACAUGGUGAUUCUGUGACAUUUACCUGUAAUACCAACUUCACCAUGAAAGGAAACAAAACUGUUUGGUGCCAAGCAAAUAAAACAUGGGGGCCAACACCACUACCAACCUGUGAAAGUGAUAUCCCCCUGGAGUGUCCAUCACUUCCCACAAUCGCCAAUGGGCAUCACACAGGGGAGAGUGUUAAUUCCUUUGCCCCAGGAUUGUCUGUGACCUACAGCUGUGAACCUGGUUACUUGCUUCUUGGAGAAAAGACCAUUCGCUGUUUGUCUUCGGGAGACUGGAGUGCUGUCACUCCCACAUGUAAAGAGGCACAGUGUGAACCUCCAGGACCAUUUCUCAAUGGGCAGUUAAAGAGGCCCACAAGUCUUCGGGUUGGUGCAACUGUGAACUUUUCCUGUAGUGAAGGGUAUCGAUUACAAGGCCAACCUUCUAGCCAGUGUGUAAUUGUUGGACAGCGUACUUUUUGGACCAAGAUGCCAGUAUGUGAAGAAAUUCUUUGCCCACCACCUCCUUCUAUUCUCAAUGGAAGACAUACGGGCAGCUCUUCAGUGAAUGUUCGGUAUGGAAGCACAGUCACUUAUACCUGUGACCGGGGCCCAGAGCAAGGAGUGAACUUCAUCCUCACUGGGGAGAGAACUAUCCAUUGUACCACUGAUAGUCAGAAGACUGGGACCUGGAGCGGCCCUGCCCCACGCUGUGAACUUUCUGUUUCUGAGGUUCGGUGUCCACCUCCCCAGAUCCUAAGAGGCCAAAUAUCAUCCGGGCAGAAAGAUCAAUAUUCCUAUAAUGACACUGUGGUAUUUGCUUGCGUAUUUGGCUUCACCAUGAAGGGCAGCAAGGGAAUCCGAUGUAAUGCCCAAGGCACAUGGGAACCAUCGGUACCAGUCUGUGAAAAGGAUUGUCAAGCUCCUCCUAAAAUCCUCCAUGGGCAAAAGGAAGAUAGACACAUGAUUCGCUUUGACCCUGGAACAUCCAUAAAAUAUAGCUGCGACCCUGGCUAUGUGCUGGUGGGAGAAGAAUCCAUACAUUGUACCUCUGAGGGAGUGUGGAUACCCACUGCCCCCACAUGCAAAGUGGCAGAAUGUGAACCUAUAGGAAAGCAAGUCUUUAAAAAACCCAAGAACCAACUUAUCAGACCAGAUGUCAACUCUUCUUGUGAUGAAGGGUACCGGCUAGGCGAGAGUGUUUAUCAGCAGUGUCAAGGCACAAUUCCUUGGUUUAUGGAGAUUCGUCUCUGUAAAGAUAUCACCUGCCCACCACCCCCUGUUAUCUACAAUGGAGUACACACAGGGAGUUCCUCAGAUGUCCUAUAUGGUACCACAGUCACUUACACAUGUAACCCCGGGCCAGAGAGAGGAGUGAAGUUCAACCUCAUUGGGGAGAGCACCAUCCGUUGUACAAGCAACGAUCAAGAGAUGGGCAUCUGGAGUGGACCCGCUCCUCUCUGUAAACUUUCCCUCCCUGCUGUUCAGUGCUCACAUGUCCACGUUGCAAAUGGAUACAAGAUAUCUAGCAAGGAAGCCCCAUAUUUCUACAAUGACAGUGUGAUAUUCAAGUGUAAUAAUGGAUUUACUUUGAAGGGCAGCAGUCAGGUUCGUUGCAAAGCCAAUAACACCUGGGAUCCUGAAAUACCAGUUUGUGAAAAAGGCUGUCAGCCACCUUCUGGGCUCCACCAUGGUCGGCAUACAGGUGGAAAUAGGGUCCUCUUUGUCUCUGGGAUGACUGUAGACUACACCUGUGAUCCUGGCUACUUGCUUGUGGGAAACAGAUCCAUUCACUGUAUGCCUUCAGGAAAUUGGAGUCCUUCUGCCCCUCGGUGUGAAGAAGCACCAUGCCAACCUUUGAAGGAAGGUCUUCAAGAGCUUCCACUUGGUUCACCUGUGGUACCAGUUAAUAUGUCCUGCCAAGAUGGGUACCAGUUGACUGGACAUGCUUAUCGGAAAUGUCAAGGUGAUAAGAAUAGGGUUUGGUUCCAAAAGAUUCCACUUUGUAAAGUUAUCCACUGUCAACCUCCACCAGUGAUUAACAAUGGGAGGCACAGGGGUGUGAUGGCAGAACACUUUCUGUAUGGAAAUGAAAUUUCUUAUGAAUGUGACCAAGGAUUCUAUCUUCUGGGAGAGAAAAGUAUACGGUGCAUAAGUGAUUCUAAAGGACGUGGAUCUUGGAGUGGACCUCCCCCACAGUGCAUAAAAUCUCCUCCUGUGACUCACUGCCCUAAUCCAGAGGUCACACAUGGAUACAAGCUAAAUAAAACUCGUUCUUCAUAUUCCCACAAUGACAUAGUACAUGUUGCCUGUGAUCCCGGCUUCAUCAUGAAUGGGAGUCACUUGAUUAGGUGUCAUACUGACAACAAAUGGGUGCCAGCUGUACCAACUUGUAUCAAAAAGGCUUUCUUAGGAUGUCAACAUCCAUUUAAGAUCCCCCACGGAAAUCAUACUGGUGGAGACAUAGCUCGAUUUUCUCCCGGAAUGUCAAUCCUGUAUAGCUGCAACCAAGGCUACCUGCUUGUAGGAGAGGCACUCCUUCUUUGCACACAUGAAGGAACCUGGAAUGGACCUGUCCCUUAUUGCAAAGAGGUGAACUGUAGCUUCCCAGAGCAUAUAAAUGGAAUCCAGAGUGGGCUGGAGCCUGGAAAAAUGUAUCAGUAUGGAGCUGUCAUCACUUUAGAAUGUGAAGAUGGGUAUACCCUAGAAGGCAGUCCCCAGAGCCAGUGUCAGGAAGAUCACGGAUGGAACCCUCCCCUGGCUGUUUGCAAAUCCCCAAGCUCACUUGUUCCUCUUAUUUGCGGUUUUUCUGCAGGGGUAGUAGCUCUUUUCUGCUUGGGUGCUAUCACCUUACGCAUGAUAUUAAAACACAGAGAAUGCAAUUAUUAUACAAAUACAAGCCGUAAAGAAGACAUUCAUUUAGAAACACUGGAAGUAUAUUCUGUUGAUCCAUACAACCUAGCAAACUAA
This is a messenger RNA of Balaenoptera ricei (Rice's whale), 4416 nucleotides long. RefSeq names its product complement C3d receptor 2 (gene CR2). NCBI's taxonomy places the organism in Eukaryota, Metazoa, Chordata, Mammalia, Artiodactyla, Balaenopteridae. The coding region runs from base 1 to 4416 and encodes 1471 amino acids. The transcript has 26 exons. The record is from RefSeq and is a predicted model, not a curated record.